Molecule: messenger RNA, 1026 nt
Organism: Paramecium tetraurelia
Lineage: Eukaryota; Ciliophora; Oligohymenophorea; Peniculida; Parameciidae
Exons: 3
Biological process (GO): RNA 3'-end processing
Molecular function (GO): nucleotidyltransferase activity
Source: RefSeq, a predicted model, not a curated record
AUGUUUCAUCCUGAAAAACCAAAGGAAAUAGAAAGAUGUUUAGAAUUGAUUUACCAAAAUAGCUUAGGAGAUUAGGCCCAGGAAGACUUGAUUAACGAUACUACCUAAGCAUUUAAAAAAUUUUUGCAUCAAAAUGAACUAGCCCAAAGAAAAACAAUAAUUUUAAUGUUUGGAUCACUUUAUAAUGGAUUCAAAACGAAAAAGUCAGAUGUCGAUAUUUCAAUAACUACGAACUCAUAUAUUCCUGAAGUGACAGCCUUGAGCUAUUGGAUUGCUUAGUUAGGAUACCAAACUAGAUUUAAGUUAGACUAGAGUUUUCUCAAAUCUCGAGUUCCGGUUAUAAAAAUAUUAGAUCAAUAAAAUCUCGUCCAUAUAGACUUGUGUUAUAAUAAUUUAUUGGGAGCAAUCAAUACACGGCUACUGAAAGCUUAUUCAUUAUUGAAUCUCAAAGUUAAGUAAGGUGGUGUGUUGUUAAAAGUAUGGGCAAAAGGGGCAAAGAUUGUGACUAAUGUUCUGUUUUCAUCCUAUUCAAUAAUAAUACUUUGGUUGCAUUUCUUACAAGCUAAUUAUGGCCUACCCAAUUUAUAGAAUCAAAAAUAUAAUUUUAAAAACAUUGAUUCCGAUUUAACUAUAAAAAGAACACUUUAUGAUAAAGAGAAUGUAACUAAAAUCAAAACAUUUUUUGUGUAUGAGGGCGAAACUUAUGAGAAAUUAAAAUUAGAAUUUUAAGCAAAAAUUUCAUAAGUUUCUUUGUAAACUCUAUUGCAAGAAUUUUUUUGCUACUAUUCUUAGAACGGAUAGGGAUUUAAUCAGCCUUAUAAGAUCUCAAUAAAUUUAAAGGAACUAAAGGAUUAGGGAUUGUUAUAUUCGAUGUCUGAUCCAUUUGAUCCGCUUCAUGAUCCUUUGAAGAAAAUAAACAAGGCAUUUAAAAACAAUAGGGUGUUUGAUAACGCAACCCAAUUUAUGAAAACUCAGUAAGAAACUUAAUUUUUGUUUCAGGACCUGAAUCAAUAAUUACACUACUGA